Molecule: messenger RNA, 1869 nt
Organism: Durio zibethinus
Lineage: Eukaryota; Viridiplantae; Streptophyta; Magnoliopsida; Malvales; Malvaceae
Source: RefSeq, a predicted model, not a curated record
GAACCGGCGGUUUAUUUUCUCCUUCUUCUGGUGACGACGGCGACGCUGUCAUUUCUGGUGGAAUCAUGCGACAACACGAACCACGCGUAUUUGCCGUGUUCGGACACUGAAGUCCAGGUAUCGGACGGGUUCACGUUCGGGAUCGCGUUCGCAUCGAGGCAAUCGUUCUUUUUCAACAGCCCGCUUCAGUUGUCUCCUUGCGAUCGCCGACUCUCUCUGUCGAACUCCAACUCUCGUGUCGCUCUCUUUAGGCCUAAAGUUGAUGAGAUCUCUCUCCUCACCAUCAACACCUCCUCUUUCUCUCCGGACUCAGUUGGUGGGUAUAUGGUCGCAUUUACUGGUCGAAAAUAUGCUGCAAGAUCCCUGCCUGCUUUUGUUGCGAACGGUACAUACUCUGUAACAAGCUUUACACUUAUGCUUGAGUUUAAGAAAGGCAGGCUGCAAAACUUGUAUUGGAAAAGGGAUGACUGUGCUCAAUGUUCUGGAAAAUCUAAUUUUGUGUGUCUAAACAAGCAAGACUGUGCUGUCAAUACAAACAGCUGCAAAAACCAUGGAGGGUCUGUUGAUUGCAGUCUUGGGAUACAGCUAGCAUUUUCUGGGACAGAUAAGCAUCUUUCUGCCCUCAACUCAUGCAUGACGUUGGCCUGUCAUGGUUGGUGUCAGAGUCAACCCCAAACUCAAGCUCAGACUGGGUUCAGUCUUGGAGCAUGCUAUAUCUUGAAAAGUACAGUGGAAGGUUGGUGUAUGCUCCUUGUCAACGCUGGAGCUAGUUGCAGCAGUCGUUCCCCCUGUCAUGGUUGGUUUCAGAGCCAAAUCCAAACUCAAGCUCAGACUAGGCCUUACUGUCUUGUGGCAUGCUAUAUCUUGAGAAGUGUUGUCCGGGGUUGGUAUUUGUUCAUUGUGAAUGCUGGAGGUUGUUGCAGCAGUGGUUCCACCUUGGUCACGGCUCAGAACAUCUGCUGAAAGAUCCCCAAAACACUGGAAGGUUGCUGUUGAUUCAUUGUCAUUGUUGGUCAUAACAGGAGACCAACGAGCUUCAGAAGGGCUGGUUUGUUUCUCCACUCUAAUCUUAAGCUGCAUAAAACCUGUUUCAUCUUGCUCCUUAUAGAUGGUCACUCUGUCACGCUCACGAAGCUUCUUACUGCGAGCAAAUUUAAUCCAUCCCUUGAUGAGAGCAGGCUUUGGGUGCUUUCCGAUCCUACGUUUAGAGCAGCAAAGGGUCCAAUCAUGGCCGUCCUCAUCUUUGACAACAAAAUCCACCUGAUGAUUGCCUUCCAAUUCUGGCCUUGGGAAGCCUUCCAUUUUGAAGUACUUCAUUGGGACGGCACAUCUCCUCUUAAUAUCUGUCUCACUGAGUAUCUUCGAAAACAUUACCAUUUCUAAAUCAGGAGUAGCAAAGCAAUCGUAGACUACAAGGCUUCUGCUUUAAGCUGAGAUGUAGCAAAUGCUGCCAUAUAUAUAGAAAAAGAUGGUUUGAAACAGGCGCUAUUGUGGUAGCGAGAAUGAGAUUUUGUUUCCUGGUGGAUCGCAACACUCCAUUAUUUCCAAAGUGUAGGGAUAUACAUAUAGAAAGGAAACUUAAUCAAAACUCAAAAGUGCGCAAGGUUCAAUUGGUUCUCCGUUGGUUUGUCGCGCGGUUCUUGUUUCGCGCCCGUCUCUGGCGUGAUUUUCUGAUUUAUGUUUGUUUUCCCCUUCUCCAUCGUUAUUACUAUUAUUUUAUUAUUAGUAAGCAUGACGUGGACUUCUGGUCAUAGCUGGCUAUUGCCAUUCUUUCACUAGCGCGAGCUCCCGUGUGCUUUUCGGAGUGCAGUGAAGUUGAUGUAAGUCCAAGUGUAGGCUAUUACCAAUUGAAUUGUUGCCUUUUUUUCA